AUGGCAACUCCAGACUUGGUUUCUAGCAAUGGAACUACAAGCUCUUAUCUAGGACGACCAUGGAAAAAGUACUCUAGGACUGUCUAUCUGCAAUCUUCCAUUGAUAGCUUCAUAGAUCCAGCUGGUUGGAUAGCAUGGUCUGGAGACUUUGCACUGAGCACACUCUACUACGUGGAAUACAACAAUACAGGCGCAGGAUCAGGGGAUGACUGGUUACCUGCCAAGUUCGUUGCCAUAUUGCAGGAAUUCUCGAAGCUCUUCGGGGCUUUCAACCUGGGCGAUUUCAUUUAUUGGCUUGGCGGUGCUCUCGACGAUCUAGGCUCCGUCGAAUAUGAAAAGAUGCAGAAUCUUGGACGACUCCAGGCAACGGCAGAGCAAGAUUGA
This is a messenger RNA of Nelumbo nucifera (sacred lotus), 384 nucleotides long. NCBI's taxonomy places the organism in Eukaryota, Viridiplantae, Streptophyta, Magnoliopsida, Proteales, Nelumbonaceae. The record is from RefSeq and is a predicted model, not a curated record.